AUGCGUAAUACGGCGAAUCCAUACGAAUUCCAGGAAAUACCACGUACACUGCUACUUCAGAUUCGUCAUGACGCUCAAGUUCUUGGCUCGGCUUUACUUCAUUUUGGAAUUGAACCUGGAGAAAAUACACGAGUUGGAAUAGCCGGAAUUCAUUCUGUUAGCGAUAUCAUCAAUAAGUGUGAACUGAAGGUGAUUUUUUGUGACAAUGAAGCUCGUGCAGCCACUUUCAUCCAAAAAAUAAAUGAAGGUGUUGUGCACGGCCCAAAGAAACUGGUGAUACUGAACUCGUCAAGCCGACAACCGCACGGUGCACAUGAGUCGAUCGAAGGAUUAGAGGUGUACUCAUAUGAGCAUAUGAUGGCUCUUGGCGAAGAAAAUUUGAAGCCGCCCGUACCGCCUUCGCCGAGUUCGACCUAUAUAAUAUGUUUUACCAGCGGCACUACAGGCCAACCGAAAGGCGUUCAGCUCUCCCACCGUUCGUUGCUAGUCGCGAUGAGUGGUCUCUAUAUACAAUGGGUGCUGCCACCGAAUCGUUUCUGCUUUUCACGAAACGACGUCUAUUUCAGUUUUCUGUCGCUAGCACAUAUCUAUGAACAUCUUAUGGAGGCGUUUACGAUCUAUGUCGGUGGUCGGAUUGGGAUAUAUAGCGGUGAUGUAUCGCGACUGCUCACAGAUAUUAAGGUAAAGAUUGAAAUGCUGCAUAACGGUGUUCAAAGGCACGACACAGUUUGGGACAAACUCGUGUUCAAAAGAAUCCAUAAACAAUUCGGUGGUCGUCUGCGCCUGCUGACCACUGGCGGUGCUCCAGUCACUCCCACAGUGAUGGAUUUCACACGAAUCGCUUAUGGGUGUCCGUUAAUGGAAGGAUAUGGCCAAACUGAAUGCGGUGCGGCUGGCACACUGAAUCUUCCCUUCGACUGUUCUUCCGGUCACGUUGGCGGCCCUGCACCAUGGGCACAGGUCAAGCUCGUCGACGUACCAGAACUAUCUUAUUUCGCCGCAGAGAACAAAGGAGAAGUUUGUUUCCGUGGAGCCGCAGUAAUGCGCGGGUACUUUAUGGACGACGAGUUGUCACGAAAAACCGUCGAUAAAGAGGGGUGGCUCCACACUGGUGACAUUGGUGAAUGGCAGAUUAACGGAGCGUUGAAGAUCAUCGAGCGGAAGAACGCUUUUAUCAAACUUGCGCAGGGCGACUUCGUGUCCCCGGAGCAGAUCGAGUCCGUCUACCUUUGUUCACCUCUGAUCGAGCAGAUCUUCGUAUCCGGACUGGCAAUCCGCUCUUUUUUGGUUGGUAUUGCUGUCACGAAUGUAGCGGUAUUGCGGAGAACGAUGAGUGUUCGACAUGAAGACGUUGGAUUUCCGAUCGAGAAAAAGCUUACUUCAGGAGUUGACGGCCGAAAGCGGCUUGGUUACGCCAACACUAAAGCUUCGUCGUCACGUUUUGAAGCAACGAUUCCAGAAGGAGAUUGA
Angiostrongylus costaricensis is the source of this 1470-nucleotide messenger RNA. NCBI's taxonomy places the organism in Eukaryota, Metazoa, Nematoda, Chromadorea, Rhabditida, Metastrongylidae. The record is from the annotation of a GenBank genome assembly.